Tinamus guttatus (white-throated tinamou) is the source of this 421-nucleotide messenger RNA. RefSeq names its product homeobox protein not2. The record is from RefSeq and is a predicted model, not a curated record. Gene Ontology annotation, molecular function: DNA-binding transcription factor activity, RNA polymerase II-specific; RNA polymerase II cis-regulatory region sequence-specific DNA binding. Gene Ontology annotation, cellular component: nucleus. Gene Ontology annotation, biological process: central nervous system development; regulation of transcription by RNA polymerase II; neuron differentiation. NCBI's taxonomy places the organism in Eukaryota, Metazoa, Chordata, Aves, Tinamiformes, Tinamidae.
AUGUGGAGACCUCCUCGGUUGCCCCUUGAUGAUUCCUGCUCUGUGCUUGCAGGUCUGGAGCUGUCUCACUGCGUAGGCGCUGGCUCGCUGGGACCUCCUGUGCCUUGGAGGUCUGGGGGGCCCUGUAAGAUGAAAAGGGUCCGCACAGUGUUCAAACCAGAGCAGCUGGAGCGGCUGGAGCAAGAGUUCCUCAAGCAGCAGUACAUGGUGGGCACAGAGCGAGUAGACCUGGCUGCAACUCUGCAUCUCACAGAGACUCAGGUGAAAGUCUGGUUCCAGAACCGGAGAAUCAAAUGGCGGAAGCAGAGUAUGGAGCAGAAGAAGGCAAAGCUGACCCAGUUUGGAGUGAUUCAGCCUGCCACUGCAGACUCAACAGACAUCAAGGACCACGAGGAGGACACUGUGGAUGUUGAGCUUUGAA